Oncorhynchus kisutch (coho salmon) is the source of this 9972-nucleotide messenger RNA. Its product is annotated as MAX gene-associated protein. The record is from RefSeq and is a predicted model, not a curated record. Bases 296 to 8278 code for a protein of 2660 amino acids. Gene Ontology annotation, biological process: cell fate specification; regulation of transcription by RNA polymerase II; positive regulation of DNA-templated transcription. Lineage: Eukaryota; Metazoa; Chordata; Actinopteri; Salmoniformes; Salmonidae. Gene Ontology annotation, cellular component: chromatin; nucleus. The transcript has 24 exons. Gene Ontology annotation, molecular function: protein dimerization activity; DNA-binding transcription factor activity, RNA polymerase II-specific; RNA polymerase II cis-regulatory region sequence-specific DNA binding.
AACCUGAGUGUGUGUGCCGCCAUGGUGACUUACGUCACACCCCGAGCACGGAUGUGUGUGUGUGUCUCCGUGGAGUGAGAAUGUGUAGAUAGAUGUUCGAAAGGAGUGAGAGAUAGCCUGGAAGUGGACGGACAUGCACAAGAUUCGAAGAGAGUCACAACAGACAGUUCGCUAUCCGAUUCCUGCACGAUUCACAAAGGAUGUCAACUGAAAAUAACCAUAGUUCAACUUGAGGUGCUUUUUUUUUUUUUUUAAGUGAAGAAGAAUAGUAUACAACGUUUACUCUGUCCCAUCUAUGGAGGAUCCUACUGUAAUGGAGGAGAGGGUAGAGGACUCGGCCAUUACUACCUUUAUCACCACAUCAAUCCCAUUUGACAGCGUCACCAUGGAGCCAGGCCUGGCCAACAAGGAUGUGGUGGAGGACCAAGCUGUAGCCAUGACAGACAAGGAUGCAAGCUUAACCAUCAUAGCCAUGGCUUCAUCCACUGACACCAUAACAAACACUGAAGUCAACCUAGCUAUGGCAUCAUCCACACACAGUGAAGUGAACUUAGCAAUAGCUUUAUCCACUGAUGUCAUUACAAACAAAGAAGCGAGUGGAACCAUAGCCGUACCCAUGGAUAGUGGGAUAAACUCUGAUGCUAAGCCAGCUAACACACCCAUAGUAUCAACAUCUUUAUCACCAGCUGCCACUGUGACAAACACUGGUGCCAACCCAGCCCUCCCCUCACCAUUUUCAUCAUCUACUGCCAGUGGCCCAGCCCCCGGAGGCCUGCAUCCCGAAGAGGAAGGCCUCUCAGCGAUAAGCUCAUGUGGUAGUGUGGGGGUCACUCUGGAGAACAGCAAUGUCUGGAGGGAGUUCCACUGCUGUGGAACCGAGAUGAUCCUCACCAAACAGGGCCGGCGCAUGUUUCCCUACUGCCGCUACCGCCUGACGGGUUUGGAACCAACACGUCGUUACUGCUUGGUCCUGUCAAUCACCCCCGUCGACACGUACCGCCAUCGCUGGAACCUGAAGGAGUGGGAACCCAGUGGUCCUGGAGAACCACACACCCAGGCCUCAUGCCGACUCUUUCCCCACCAGGACUCAUCAGCCCUGGGGAAGGUCUGGAUGGCCAGCCUGGUCUCCUUCUAUAAACUCAAACUGACUAACCACUGCCUGGACCAGGAGGGACAUGUGUUGCUGCACUCCAUGCACCGCUACAGGCCCAGUUUACACGUUAUCCCCGUCGCAGAUGGAGAUGACCUUGGCUUUGACCCUAAGCUGCUUGACCUCCAGCUCCUCGGCCCGGAGGUCAUGACCUUCACGUUCCCGCAGACCGAGUUCUAUGCAGUGACGUCGUACCAGAACACCAGGAUCACCCAGCUGAAGAUAGAUUAUAACCCCUUUGCUAAGGGCUUCCGGGAGGACAGCGGCAGCCCGCGCCUCGCAAAGCCCAGGCCGGAGCACCCUCAGGCGGGGAAGGGAGAUAUCCGCUCCCCUGGUCGUAGCACUGCUAGGUCCAAUGGUGGUGAGGGGACUGAGCAUUUUGUUACUGUAAAUGAUGUUGUGGCUGAUAUCAGCAUGAAGAAACGUUCUCUCCCUACAACUCACCCUGUGGGGGAAGUCUCAGGGAAGUUGAGGAAAGUAGCUCCUGGUACAGCAGAUUCAGAUGCCAAUGAGACUGAUGUGUCUGCCAGUGAAGAGGGGAUGGAUCUGGACUACAGUGACCAUGUCUUCCACAGGCAGUACCUCCGAGCGCAGCUAGCCCUGCCCUCAGGAGCCUCCAGGCCAGAGAACAGCCCGGGGGCUGGGGGGGAGAGACUGGGUGCUGGGAUGGACCACUCCAGACAGGCCAGCCUGACUGCUAACCCUCAGAAUACUACACAGUCUACUGUGUUACACACAAACAGAUGUUCAAAGCCUUUAAAACGUUCCACUGUAGAACCAAUGGACUCUGAGGUUCCGCUUGUAGAGCCAACCAUGACCGCACCCAUUUCGCUUACAGAAACUCAGGAGGACAAGGUUGCGAGCCUAACCCCUAAAACAUCCAAACCUCAAAAGAUUGCACCCAAGCCUUCUCCUACCCCCUCACCUCUGACCCCCACUGCAUCCCCCUUUGCUGUUCCUAAGCCAUGGAAGAAGGGGCGUAAACCGGGGGGCAAUCGGUGGGGCAGUGUCGGAAAAGUCUCUAAGGGUACCAAGGCGGCGACAGCGGCUGUCACUGCAACUAGCAGCCCGAUACCUGUUGCUAUGCAACCGGAACUGGAUGACGUGGAGGGUCUACUUUUUGUGUCCUUCACUUCCAAGGAAGCUCUUGGUGUCCAUGUGGAGGACAUGCCAUCCAAUAACACAUCACCAGUCACUCAGGAACAGCCAGAGAAAACUGUACUGGAGAGUGUUGAGGAGAAGAUUGCAGUACUGGAGAGUGUUGAGGAGAAGAUUGCAGGUCUGCAGACUAUCUUACUGCAAGACCUGAACACACUCAAACACAGACAGGUCAUCCACCCUGUCCUACAGGAGGUUGGGCUGAAGUUGAGCUCCCUGGACCAAGGCCUGGCCAUCGAUCUACAGUAUUUGGGGGUGCGUCUACCUCUGUCUCCGCCUGUGUUCACUGGGCUGGGCAGCGCUACCUCCACUGAUGGAAGCAGGUCCUUUGUCUCCAGGACGGGGAAGACCAGUGACCUGACCAAGAUCAAGGGCUGGAGGGACAAGUUCAUCAGGACCAAAGAGACCUCUAAGAACCACAACCCCAACCGCUCGGCCUUCUGCAGCGAAAUGCUCGACCAAUACCUGGAGAGCGAGGCCCAGCGAAUCAGCGACCGCGCUGCUGCCUUCUCCCACAACCCCCUGGGCUCAGUGGCCUAUCAGCUGCCUGUGACCAGCACCAGCUAUGUGCGGACCCUCGACAGUGUUCUGAAGACACGUGCCCCCCCGCCCCCCGCCUUCUGUAGACCCUGCCCCCUCUCUCGGAAACCCCUCCUCUACGCAGCUCUAAAGAAACCCCCUCCACCCAUCAACAACCACAGGACCCCUCCUAAAGCAGCCAAACCCAAACCCACACCAGCACAGGGUAAACAGCACCAUAUAACACCAGCCCAGGGCAAAGCCAGAUCUGCCUCUGUGCUACGGCCCAUCCAGGUCACCAACAGUAACAAAACUACUGCUGCUAAAGCUACAGCUGGGGUUAAAGUCACCAGCCCUCCUACUGCACAGCGGUCUCCUCCAGGCCAGGGGGCCGUGAGGAGGGACUCCAGCCCAGGGAGAGGCCUCUCCAGCGGGUUGACUGGCCUCUCUAAGAACCAGCUCAGACUGGUCGGUCUCUCUAAGAUCCAGCUGAGAAUGAUGGAGAUGGAAGAUGCCACCUUCUACCAAGGACACGAUAGAACACACAUCACUACUGAGAGGGUGGAGAGAGCCCUGAUGGCACUGCUCACUGUGCAGGGUCUCCCUAAGAGCCGUGCCCCCCAGGCCAGUCCAGUGGACAGUCCAGAGUGUGGUUCUGAGUUCUGCAGGCUGGGGUGUGUGUGUUCCAGCUUGGCCCGGGUGUCCAGGGGUCCGCUCCACUGUUACAGGCCUGACUGUAUGCUGGGCUGCUCCUGCUUUAAACGCAGGAUCACCAAACAGACCACAGCAGCAGAGAACGGCCAGCACCAGACACUGCCUGUUUACACUGUGUCUAACGUGGAGCAUGAGGUUCAGCCCAAUCGAGGCGUCCGUGUCUCAACCCUGUGGGACUGCACCUCAGGGGUGGACCCCGAACCCCUCUUCAGCCCGAAACCUGCCCCAAACAUACCCAUCAAGCCUCUAACCAGGAUCUACAACCCUGGUCCAAAGCGCUACGUACCUCGUCUCACCCCCGAGCUGCGAGAGGAGGACAAGGACCCAGUCUACAAGUACUUUGAGAGCAUGAUGACGUGCGCCCGUGUCAGAGAGUUUAACAGUAAACCGCCGCCCCAGGUGCUGCCGCCACAGGUCCACCUCUUUAAGGACAAUAAUAGUUCCAUCAUCCCCAGCAGCAGAAAGAAAAUGAUCGCUGCCAUCCUCUCACCUCCAAAUAAACCAGUAGUACGAGUGAAAAGUCCCUCCACCCAGGCCAAGAAGCCUAAAGUUCCUGAGCCCACUAGGCAGCUGGAGAUCCAGUCAGAGUGUAACUGGGACCAGCACCGGAAACUGGUCCUGGGGGUUCUGUGCCGACGCAUGACCCAGAACCGUCUGUCCGAACCCUUCAACAUUGGCCCCUACCACGUCCGCCUCCUCUCAAACACACACAAACGCAAGGCUGAGAGCACCAUCAUCAUAUUCAAGGUCUGCAUCAGUAAGGCUGAAGACGGUGAUACCGAUGAUAGUGAUGAAUCUGAUAGUGAAGUCACAGACAACAGUAGUGACGACAGUGAUGAAGACGACGAGGAAGAUGGCAUCCCUAAGCCUGAGGAGCCGGAGAUGCAGGUUGGAGUGACUCCCUUCCUGACAGGAGUAGUGCCAGCAGGCAGACUGAAAGCCAGGAAGAAACAACCAACCUGCCCUGCUGUAGGACUAAUCCAGGUGAACGGUAAAUCCUACUCCCAGGCCAGAUUGCUGCUGGGGCAGAUGGGAGCUCUGCACCCGGCCAAUCGGCUAGCUGCGUUCGUCACCGGCAGGUUGCGCUCUGUAGCCAAGGCCCCUCAGAAGCCUCUAAACUGCUUCCCCAGGGCGAAGAAAACAUCUGUGGGUGCUGGGCACUUGAAGACCGCAGUCACUGCUGUUGCUCCUCAAGGCAGUAGUAGCGUUACAGCUAUGGCUAAGAAAGGAGCUUUGGCCCAGAAAGUAUUCCAGACACCAGCAGGGAAGAACAGGCCUCCUCCGUACAGACCACCAUGGUCCCUAGGUGUCACCAAAUCUAAAGGCAAAACCUCCACCAGUCAAAGCACCACAAACCCUAAAGACCCAGUCGGCUCUCCCCUGCUCCUGGUACCCAUGGCCCCUCCUCCUGCCCCAGGCACCUCCCAAGGCUCGCCCCCUGUAUCGCCCCCUGCUGGAAAGAUGCUACUACAGACAGUCUCCUCCUCCCAGGGCUGUAAAAUGUAUCGUCAGCCCAACGGACAGUUGAUCAAGCUGGUACCUCUGAAUCAUAUGCGUCACAUAAAGGCCAAGAAUCAAGACAAGCUCACUCGUAUUGCUACCAAGCCGUCCACUCCCAAGACAUUCCAACCUCCCCCCCCUCUCACCUCCACCCACCCCCCUCGCAGCCCCCCUCCCCACGCUCCCCUCAUCAAAUUCAUCAUGGGCCAGUUGGGUGCCAUCACCCCAUCCCAGACCCCUUCCUCUUCCUCCCCCUUGUCUCUCACUGUCUCCUCCUCCCUGAAGACCCCCAGCUUCCUGGGCCAGACUGGGACCUACUCCUUCAGGAUCUGUCCUCCGACUGCAGGGGACCAGGGCUCUAGGGGUCCAGGCCAGGGCACCGUGGGAGGCCCAGCUGGAGUAUCCCUGCCUGGGGGCUUCACCCUCAUCCAGCUCCCUAAGCCUGGAGGUACUGGAGGAGGUGCUCCCAGGCUACCUGAACUAAUCAGAACCACAGCUGUGGGUUCUGCUGGACCUGGAGAGGUAAAGGUACAGAAGAACCCAGGAGGAACCUCUUCUUCCUCUCCCUUGCCUCUGGCAUUGACACCAGUUAAAACCGAAGACCACUCCUACACCCCAGGGUUAAAUACCAAUACAUCUGACUCCAGAUCAGCUCUAGCCCAGAAAAAGGACCUUAAAUCUGACCGUAGAUCAGCCAAAGCCAACACCUCUUGUCCCGUGGAGCCCAAUGAGCUGACCUGUGAUGAGAAGAUGCUGUCGGACGAGAGUGAUGCAGAGAGAGGGGAGGUGGGGGAGGGCUCGGGACUAUGGAGCCCAGAAUCAUGGAAGAAAGACACUGAGUUCAGUCGGUUUACCACUCUAAGAAUGCAUGAGAACGGACAUCCUGAUUUUAAGGUUGAGGACUCUGAUUCGGACAACUCCUCGGACGACUCCUCGGAUGACUCGGAUUCCGACAGUGAUGAAUAUGCCAACGAGGACGAGGAGGAAGCAGUGGACAUCGAGACGGUGGAGGAGAGGAGACAGGGAAUCACCAUCGCUCAGAUGAGGGCCGCUGUCAAACACACACAAAAAACUAGUCAGGAUGGGGAAACGGCACCAAAAGAAAAGCAUCAGAGGGAUAUGAGAGAGGAGGAGGGGUCUGGUGAGGGAGGGGGUCGUAAGAACCGCACCCUGACGGAGAGGCUGCGUCGCGGUGAGCACCAGAAGCUCUUCACCAGACUCAAACAGGUGCUGUUCAUGGAAGAACUGGACCCCAAGGUCUCCAAGCUACACCUCCUCUCACAGGCUCUGAAGGAGAUUCGUACCCUUUCGGUGGACUCUGAGUCUCUGGAGGAGAAGAAGAGGAUGCUGACUGAGAUCCAGACUGUCUAUGUCAAGGAGAUCGCAUACAUGUCUGGAAAGCCAGAGGAGCUGAUCAAGGCCAAGCUGAAGGAGAUCUGGGAGAAGAAACGGACUCUAGCUUCCCAGAGGAGAGCAACUGUUCCCCCUACCUCUAGCCCCACCCCUAGUCCCAACACCAUGACGGUGUCCCAGGUGUCUCAAGCUAGCUCUCUGGGUCAGGCAGGAGCAGCUAGUGGCUCUGUGAAACCAGUGGCUGCUGUUUUACGCACCAAGAGCGGCAAGAUCAUACUUCCUGCUUCCAUGCUUCCCCCUUCCAUGUUUCGUGCUUCCAAACCAGCAGGAAGAUCGGUCUACACAGUGAAAGUUAUGAAGAGACCAACAGUCACCUCCCUCUUAACCCCCACCUCCUCAGCAGCCAAGGAGGUUGUGGAGAAGGAGAGAGCUGCCUCUGGCCCUGAGAAGGACCAGGAGAGAGUGUCUGGAGAGGCUGAGCAGCCCUCCGACAGCCCAGCAGCAGAGAGGCCAGAACUAGGUAAGGAGGAACCACAGGCCCCUGUCUGUAAUGGAUUCAUGGAAGAAGAGACUUCCACAGAGAAGGAUAACGGCUCAACUCCCAAAAAGAAGUCACUAAUCAAUAAAAACUCAAUCAAGAGGCUUUCUGGUAUGAAGUGUCCCCUUGUGGAGAUCUCUCCCCUAAACAGUGCCAUCUGGAGGCCGUUGGAGGAACCACAGAUGGGGGGUGAGAGUGAUGCUGGAGGCUGGGGCCUGUCUCUGACCAAGGGAGAGGCAGCCAUACUGGUGAAGGCGCUCUCUGAACACCAGGGCAUAGUAGUGGGGCGGAAGGGCAAGGAUAGCCCGGUACAACACAAUGGAAAGAAGAGCUCUAUGACACUAAAGGGCAAGGAUAGCUCAGAACUACAAAACGAACAGGAUAGCACGGUGUCACAGAAAGAAACUGAUAGCUUGGUCCCACAAAAAGGAGAGGAUAGCUCAGUCACACCAAAGGAAAUGGCAGAGGUUGGCUUGGUGACAUCAAAGGAAAAUGAUUGUUUGUUGACACAAAAGGGAGAGGGAGGCUCGACAGACAGCUCAGAGGCUCAACUACUGAAGAGAAAACGUGGAAGGCCUCGCUUGGACAUCAAAACACCACCAACUGGAGAUAUCACUACUAACCCUGCGCCGCGGGGUCGGCCCCGUAAAGUAUCACGGAUUGGGGUGAAUAUCCCUGUGGUAACGACCGGUGGCAACGACCAGGCCAACGUGACACAAACCGCAGGUAUUGCUUGUAACCCUACCUUAGUCACAAGAAUACCCCCAGGUCGAGACACUAAUACUGGGGGUGGUGAAAUCCAAAUAACACCAAGGGAACGUAGCCUAAGCCCUACGAGGCGGGGUAGAAGGCCUAAAGUAUCACAGGUUGGGGUUACUACUAGCCCUGUGGUGACGACUGGGCCUGGGGGUAGCCCAGCCAGGGUGACUCAGGCUGGGGGUAGUACCCCUACCCCAGUGACUCAGGCUGGGGGUAGGCCUGUGAAGAGUGCUGCCGGUAGCCCUGCAACUUGGGGUAGGGCACCAAAGGUGCGGAGAGCUGGAGAUAGUUCUAGUCCGGCCAAGGUGACUAGGGAUGCGGUUACUAGCCCUGUAACUCGGGCUGGGUUAAACCCGGCGAGAUGGACUCGUGCUGGGGGGGGUAUCCCUGUGGUGAAGACUGAGGGCAGCCCAACCAAACCUCCAAGAGGAGGGACUGAGGUUACUAGCCCUGUAGCGACGACUAAAGGAAGCCCAGGUAAAACGCCACAGGCUGUGGGUCGGCCUGGAACACGACAUGUGACCCGCGCUGUAUCGGUGAAGGGCCUUGUCAGUGGGAAGAGGACAACAAGGUCUGAUAAGGCCUAGUGAAACUGAGACUAAGGCUGCAUUUCCACACUGUUUCCAUUGGUGCAUCUCAAUACUGUAGUAGUCUAAAAUGGCGUCCACAACUUGUUUUCUCUCCUUCCACUCUGAUGAUGCUGCAUUUCAGCCUAGCUCUAACCAGAGGAUCAAGAGAAUCGUACUCCUGACAGACGUGCCAUUAACUGUCAUUUAAAGCUAGAAUCCUUAGUUGCUGCAUCCAUUGAUUCUUGAAGAAUAUAACUUUAUAAUUAAAUGCCUCAUGAGCUUAGUUCAACUGUCGUACCUCAUCAGAACCCAAAAUAUAAGCUUGUUUUACUCCAAUGUUUGUAAACAAAGUAAAUGUAAACAAACACUGUAUAGCCUCAACAUGGUUAGUCAUGGUUAGUCAUUGCAUCCAUAGUUGUUUCUAUGAAUUUGAGUGGUUACAUUUCUCCAGGCCUGUCCCUCAGCUGUUUUUUAGUGUUUUUUUUUUUACAAAACAGAGGCGGGGAGUCACUUUGUUAUUGUUUCAAUUAAGGAUUCAAGCUUUAAUUUGUGGAAAGAGGUCCUGAAAUCCCAUUGAGACCACCGCAUGUGCCUGUUCACAAAUCCAAAGGACCCUGGACAGUUAUGCCUGUGUGAGUUGACCCUCUCUUAGCUUUAGCACUCAUCUGCCUUCUCUGGAACACAACAAAGUAGACAAUAACUUACACCUAAGGGACAGUCCGUUUUCCCAACAUCCUAAAUCUUUGAGCAAAACAUUAAAUUAAUGUACUGUAUGAAUGUACUGCAGGUUUGACUGGCGUUUGAGCCGUUGUACAGGUACAUAGGACGUUAGCCCCAUAUUGGGGUGAAUGUGACACGUCAUGCAUUUUUGAUGAAGACUAUUGUUAUUAUGUUCUAGAAAGUUGAUUUCUUGUUAUUUAAUCAAACCACUACUUUUUGAAGAUUACGGUAUAGGGAAGGUCUGUAUUUUUUUCUCUUCAGUAUCACGGUUUGUUCUUGACUUCACUCCCUGUGUCUUUAUUAAUGUAGGGGUGUGUUGUCUUCGAUUUAACCUACAAAAUAAUGGACAUGCAUGAACAUGACAACAAAACAGAUCAAUUACUUUCUGGCCCAAUUAGACAUUAUCAAUAGGCCCUGAAAAUCAUUCAUUUGAGAUGUACAGCAUUCAUGUUUGUUCAUGUCAAAAACACUGUAAAUGUUCUUUCUAUGCCACUGUAAAGACUUUUUGUAUUUUAGCUGUGGUUGGUGCGUCCAGUCUUUCAAAUACACUCUUGGUUCCCAGGCCUAUGAAUUAAAAAAAAAUAUCUGAAUCAGCACUUUAAAUCUUCUGUAACUUCUACACUGUCACAACCAUGUUGAAUAUUUUGGUUUGCCUUAUGGAUUGCUUCCCCAUCUGUUUUUCAAUGAUUCCUAUGUCUGAUUUUUGAGGAACUUAUGUAUAACAUGUAAAAAAACACAAAAAAAAACAUUAUUUGUAGUCGAGACAUUUGUAUUUCAACCUCGUGUGUGUGACUCAUCAUGACUCAAUCUAAGCUAUACUGUAAUCUAUGAAAAUAACCUUUUGUAAAUGUGGUUUAUUUUUUAUAAGUCUGUCUUGUUGUAUAAUGUUCCUCUUUCCUUUUUUGUAAAGAAAUGACCGUUUUACUUCAGUCACUCAGAUGUGCUGGCAAGAUACUGUGGCCUUGAAAAUAAAUAAACCUGUACAUGCGUUU